Andrographis paniculata is the source of this 2531-nucleotide messenger RNA. Its product is annotated as acyl-CoA-binding domain-containing protein 4-like. NCBI's taxonomy places the organism in Eukaryota, Viridiplantae, Streptophyta, Magnoliopsida, Lamiales, Acanthaceae. The record is from RefSeq and is a predicted model, not a curated record. Gene Ontology annotation, cellular component: cytosol. Gene Ontology annotation, molecular function: protein binding; fatty-acyl-CoA binding. The transcript has 18 exons. Bases 161 to 2173 code for a protein of 670 amino acids. Gene Ontology annotation, biological process: lipid transport.
CCGAUUUGUAAUACACAGAAAAAUUAACCACGACGCUUCCAGUCUCUUGUCACAGUUCCGGCGUAGCCAAGCUGUCAAUUCUCCGCAAUUUACCGGCGAUUUCAGAUUCCGAUUCCGUCGAUCGGAGAACUCCACAUCGGCGGCUGCGGAGGCUGCGGUGAUGGCGAAGGUAAGCUCAGGCCUCGCUUAUCCGGAGCGGUUUUAUGCGGCGGCUUCAUAUGCUGGAUUUGAUGGAUCCGCGGAUUCCACCGUUGGAGCCGUGGCCUCUAAAUUCUCCAAUGAAACUGCUUUACUCCUCUACGCUCUCCACAAGCAGGCAACAUUGGGGCCUUGCAACAUGCCGAAGCCUAAAAGCUGGAAGCCCAUCGAGCAUAGCAAAUGGACUAGCUGGAAUGGACUUGGGGACAUGCCAUCUACAGAGGCAAUGCGUCUCUUCGUUAAAAUCUUAGAGGAAGAAGAUCCAGGGUGGUAUUCAAGAGUCUCGAACAAUGUUGUUGAACCUAUGGUUGAUGUAAAAAUGAAUCAGAAUCCAGAAGUUGUGGUUGCUCCUGAUAAUGGAAAUGCCUAUCCUGAGAUGAAAACUGUUGCUACUGUAAAUGGUCAUUUUUUAGAAAGUCAGGAUAAGGAUGUUGUAUCUGAAGGCCUUGAAGUAGUCAGUGUGUAUGACCAGUGGGUCUCGCCGCCAGUAUCUGGCAAGCACCCAAAAGCCAGAUAUGAGCAUGGAGCUGCAGUUAUUGAAGAUAAGAUGUAUAUAUUUGGUGGGAAUCACAAUGGCCGCUACCUUAAUGAUCUUCAGGUUUUGGACAUGCGAUCUUGGUCUUGGUCCAAAGUUGAAGUUCAAGAAAGGACUGAUGGCAUGACAUCUCCCUGUGCUGGCCAUUCCUUGAUACCAUGGGAUGGGAAUAAGCUUCUCUCAGUGGGUGGACAUUCAAGAGAUCCUUCUGAAACUUUACAAGUAAAGGUGUUUGAUCUGCCAACUUGCACUUGGUCCACCUUGAAGACUUAUGGAAAGCCUCCGAUCUCUCGAGGAGGACAUUCGGUGGUUCAUGUUGGAACGACUCUAGUCAUAUUUGGAGGACAGGAUGCAAACAGAUCUCUUCUGAAUGAUCUACAUAUUCUGGAUCUGGAAAGCAUGACGUGGGAUGAAAUGGACCCAGUGGGGGUGCCGCCAUCUCCAAGGUCUGAUCAUGCUGCUGCUGUACAUGCAGAUCGUUACCUUCUCAUCUUUGGUGGUGGUUCACAUUCAGCUUGCUUCAAUGACCUGCAUGUUCUUGAUCUUCAAACUAUGGAAUGGUCGAGACCAAUACAACAAGGUGAGAUACCUAGUCCUCGAGCUGGUCACUCUGGUGUGACGAUUGGAGAGAAUUGGUUCAUUGUUGGUGGUGGAGAUAACAAGAGUGGAGUCUCUGAGACUAUUGUUCUCAACAUGUCCACAUUAGUCUGGUCAGUUGUAACAACUGUUCAAGGGCGUGUUUCCCUUGCCAGUGAGGGUGCUACUGUAGUCUUGAGUUCGUACAGCGGCGAAGAUAUUCUGGUAGCAUUUGGAGGAUAUAAUGGGAGAUAUAACAAUGAGGUCAAUGUACUGAAACCAAGUCAUAAAACAUCUUUACAAACUAAACUCACCGAGAGACCAGUGCCUGAUAGUCUAUCUGCUGUUCAAAAUAAUACAAAUGCUACUAGAGAUUUGGAGUCUGAGUUGGGAAUGGGCCAAGAAGGAAAAACAAGGGAGAUUGUUAUGGAGAAUACCGAUUCAGAAAGAAAUAUUCCCAAGGUUGAAGAGAUGAAUAAAAAUCUCGUUGCAGUUCUUAAGGCAGAAAAGGAAGAGCUUGAAUCAUCUCUUGCUAAUGAGAGAAUGCAUGCACAGCAACUGAGGCAAGAGCUAACAGAAGCAGAAACUCGUAACGGAGACUUGUACAAGGAGCUCCAAUCUUUGCGCGGCCAGCUUGCUGCCGAACAAUCCAGAUGUUUUAAACUUGAGGUAGACGUGGCUGAGCUGAGGCAGAAGCUCCAAACCAUGGAAACCCUGAGAAAAGAAGUAGAGAUUCUCCAAAGGCAAAAGGCUGCCUCGGAACAAGCGGCGCUAGAUGCAAGACAAAGGCAGAGCUCAGGCGGUGUUUGGGGGUGGCUCGCCGGAACACCACCUGACCAAAGAGCUAACAUCGAUGAAUCAUGAAAAUCUAAAGUUGAUGUUAAUUCAUAUUACAUGUUUUGUGCGUGCCUCUCGUCAAAUUAUACAUUAUACCACCUCUCGUAGUUCACAUUCUUUUCUUAUUAUAUUUUUUGCGAACAAAUAAGAAUGUAUUCUCCUCGAGUAGAACCCGCACUCUAUACAUGUUGGAAUGAAGUGGAAUAGCUGGUUUCCGAUGCUCGAUACACACAUAUGUAUGUGUCAUUUUGAUGGUGUGACUUGUGAGUCUCUCUGGUUGUACACUUGAUAGAUAGUCUGUUUUGAUUGUUUUUAUGAAUCAUUUUCAUUGUGACACAGCCAGUUGUUUGUAAUUAAUUAUAGGGUUUGUUAUUUUUGCGCUUUA